AUGGAAGAUCUACUGCACGUUCCUCACACCAAGCUUGCAGAAAUUAAAGGGCAUCAGAAUUGGGUGAAGGUUUCCGGCGAGUUCCUUACUUUUCCUGGUGGUGGAACACAGUUUAAGAAUGGUGCUCUUCAUUACAUUGAAUUCAUAGAGGAGUCUAUGCCUGAUAUUGCAUGGGAAAAACGCAGUCGUGUGGUAUUGGAUGUUGGAUGUGGUGUUGCUAGCUUUGGAGGCUAUCUUUUUUUUUAUAAAGAUGUGCUCACUAUGUCAUUUGCCCCAAAAGACGAGCAUGAAGCCCAAGUACAAUUUGCAUUUGAAAGGGGAAUUUCGGGUAUAUCUGCUGUUAUGGGCACAAAGAGACUUCCCUUCCCAGCCAUGAUCUUUGAUGUUGUCCACUAUGCACGUUGUAGAGUUCCCUGGCAUAUAGAAGGUGGUAAGCUUCUCUUUGAGCUGAACCGUGUGUUGCGGCCUGGUGGUUUCUUUGUGUGGUCGGCAACUCCGGCUUACCAGAAGCUUGCUGAUGAUGUUGCGAUAUGGAAUGCCAUGACUGAACUGAUGAAGUCAAUGUGCUGGGAAGCUCAAUUUGCUCUUUGA
Messenger RNA from Vitis riparia (riverbank grape), 591 nucleotides. Its product is annotated as probable methyltransferase PMT26. Gene Ontology annotation, molecular function: methyltransferase activity. The transcript has a single exon. The record is from RefSeq and is a predicted model, not a curated record. Gene Ontology annotation, cellular component: endosome; cytoplasm; trans-Golgi network. Bases 1 to 591 code for a protein of 196 amino acids. NCBI's taxonomy places the organism in Eukaryota, Viridiplantae, Streptophyta, Magnoliopsida, Vitales, Vitaceae.